This is a messenger RNA of Cyclospora cayetanensis, 771 nucleotides long. RefSeq names its product uridine phosphorylase. The record is from RefSeq and is a predicted model, not a curated record. Bases 1 to 771 code for a protein of 256 amino acids. The transcript has 3 exons. Gene Ontology annotation, cellular component: cytosol. Gene Ontology annotation, molecular function: uridine phosphorylase activity. Gene Ontology annotation, biological process: uridine catabolic process. NCBI's taxonomy places the organism in Eukaryota, Apicomplexa, Conoidasida, Eucoccidiorida, Eimeriidae.
AUGGAAGGCACUGAAUUACAACCACACAUUCAGCUACGGCAGGGGCAGGUUCAGCCAGUAGUACUAACAAUGGGGGACCCCAAACGUGUUGAUGCUGUCUUAGAGCUGUGCGACUCGUAUGAACAUCUGUCAUACAACAGAGAAUACAAAUCUGCAACGGCAGAAAUCGACGGAGAAAAGAUUACAGUUAUCUCCCACGGUGUAGGGGCAGCAGGCGCCAUGAUCUGUUUUGAGGAACUCAUUAAACUAGGGGCCAAAGUUAUCAUAAGAGCUGGCACUUGCGGCAGUCUGAAACCAGACAAGAUCAAGCCAGGAGAUAUAGUUGUACCAUACGCUGUGGCAAGGGACCCCGACGUUUGCGACAUGUAUGUUUCUACUAGAAUGCCGGCUGUGGCCACUCCUGAAGUUCAUCAAGCCCUCAUAGAAGUGGGAAAAGAAAUGAGCAUACCCUUGAAACCAGGGAUAGGCUUAAGCAACGGGCUGUUUUAUGGGGGCGGUGGAGAGCAUAUCCAAUGCUUGAAGAAGUGGGCGGAACUAACCGACUUCAUCGAUUGCGAAUUUCAUUGUCUAUUCCUUGUUGGACUGGUGAGAGGAGUACAAACAGGCGGGCUAGCCACUGUGGAUGGUUCGCCUCUACAAUGGGACCAGGCAAACUAUGAUCCGACGGGCUCGGCGUGCGUGGAAGGCAAAGUGAAGAUGUUGAAACUUGCACUUCGCACCUGUAGCAGACUCAGCAAGGAUCUAAACACCACAGGAAAAACAUCUGGAUAG